AGGCCACGGCAGACUGUACCCUCGUGCUCUUUCAGUGGGGUCAUUCGGUUCCCCCCUCCUUCUCUCUCUCUCUCUCUCUCUCUCUUUAGGGUUUCUCUCUCCCCUAUCCAUGGCUGACGUGGAAUACAGAUGCUUCGUCGGCGGCCUCGCCUGGACAACCGACGACCAGGCCCUCGAGCGGGCCUUCUCUCAGUACGGUGAAGUCCUCGAAUCGAAGAUCAUCAACGACCGAGAGACUGGCAGAUCGAGGGGGUUUGGAUUUGUGACGUUCAAGGAUGAGCAAUCGAUGAGGGACGCAAUCGAGGGGAUGAACGGCCAGGACCUUGACGGCCGUAACAUCACCGUCAACGAGGCUCAGUCGCGUGGCGGCGGUGGAGGUGGUCGUGGAGGAGGUGGAUAUGGUGGUGGCGGAGGUGGACGUGGCGGAGGCGGAUAUGGUGGCCGCGGAGGCGGUGGAUACGGAGGUGGAGGUGGUGGAUACGGAGGCGGUGGCGGUGGAGGCAGAUAUGGAGGUGGUGGGGGCGGAUACGGUAGCAGCGGCGGUGGGCGUUACGGAGGCGGAGGCGGCGGAAGGUACUCGAGUGGAGGCGGUGAUUCGGGUGGAAGCUGGAGGAAUUAAGAUUUAGAGGGGUUUGGGUUUGGUCAUUUGUGGCUUUUUUUUCCAAGUGGUUCUGUUUGGUGCUAUUCUCUUGUUCCGGGUGUUCUGUCAUGGUUACUGUUCUCGUUGGUUGCUUCAGUCACUGUACUGUUUUUGACCGAUUGUUUGCUGGUUUUGCACUUUACGUUUCCGAUAUCAAAAUGAAGUUUCGAUGAAUGAAAGCAAAUGAAUUGAGUUGGACUUCAAA
Rhododendron vialii is the source of this 845-nucleotide messenger RNA. RefSeq names its product glycine-rich RNA-binding protein GRP1A-like. The coding region runs from base 110 to 619 and encodes 169 amino acids. The transcript has 2 exons. The record is from RefSeq and is a predicted model, not a curated record. Gene Ontology annotation, molecular function: mRNA binding. NCBI's taxonomy places the organism in Eukaryota, Viridiplantae, Streptophyta, Magnoliopsida, Ericales, Ericaceae.